AUGUAACAGCAAGAUUAAUAAUUCAAAACGGUGAAAGUGAAAUCAAAUUUCCAUCAAUUCCAAUUAUUACCAAAUCGUUAAAUCCAUAGAUACAAAAUAGAAUUGACUAAUUAUUCAGAAAUCUUUGCAUAAAAAGCAAUUACCACUUAUAGACAGAAGAUAAUAGAAUGUCUAAUUACAUUUUAUUGCAUAAAUUUGAAUAUUUAUUCUCCAACAAAACUUGCCACUUAGGUUUUGGGAGCAUUGAAUGAUGGUGAAGAGAUAUAGAAUGUUGCAUCAUUGAAGCUUGUUGAAUCUGUAGAUGGAGGGCCGAAACUUUAAUAAAUAUUAGCAAGAAUAGUAAAGUAAAUAAUGAGCACACAACAAGGGAUGGUUUAAAUAGGUAAAGACAAAUUAUUUUGGCCUAAGAAAUCUCAUUCAUUUCAUGAUUAUAAGUUUGAGAUCUGGGAGGGAGUCCAAAUUGUACAAAAACAAUUCGGAGUAGUCAUAGAUUGUGCUUAUAAAAUAUUGAGAUAGAAUACCUUACUUGACGAUCUUUCUGUUACCAAAGAAGCAGAUCGUUAUGAAGGAAUGAUAGUGAUGACAAAAUACAAUCAGAAAUUCUAUAGAGUGGAUCUAAUAGAAAUUGGGAUGUCUCCCAAAGAUAUAUUUAUAACAGAAAACGGAGAAGAAACAACCUUUAAGGAAUAUUAUAAACAAAGAUAUAAUUUAAAAUUAAAUGAAAAAUAACCUUUAAUUAAGACUACUCUCAAAAUUAAAGGGAAAUAAGAAGAAAAAGUUAUAUACUUAAUACCAGAACUAUGUCAAUUGACUGGAUUGAGUGAUACUGUUAAGAGUAAUUUCUCAGUAAUGAGAGAAGUAGCUAAAAUAACAAAACCGAAUGCUUAUGACAGAAUCGAUUAAUCCGAGAAAUUUGCUAAAUAAAUAAAUUCAACUGUUAAGAAGGGAUCCAAUAUAAAUUUAUUAGAUACUUGGGGUUUGAAAUUAAACAGUGUUUCAAUGAAUGUUGAAGCUAAAACUGUUCGUCCUGGCACAUUAAUCAUGGGCAAUGACAAUAUUGAUUUAUCAUAAUAAAAUCUGAACCUGGAUCAAUAAACAUAGAAGAAGAUGUAUUAAGUCCCAGAUUAGAAGUUAGUCUGGGUUCUUAUUCAUUAUUACAAAGAAAAAGGACAAGAAGCCAAAAAACUAUUACUUGAUAAUAUGAAACAAGCGAUUUCUGAAUAUUAAUUUUAUGGUUUUUACUCUUAACCCUUGGUUAGACCAUUAUAGGAGGAGAGAGACAAGGCAUUGUUGCUACUAUGUGAUGACAUAAAUAAGGAAUGCUAAUAAAAAUAAUAAAAGAUAGAAUUCAUAAUCUUCUUAUUACCAGGAUAAAAGAAGAAUAGUCGUCUAUAUAGAUGUGCUAAAUUCAUAUCCUUAUAAAAGAUUGGUUGUCCAAGUCAAGUUGUCUUAGAGGACACCUUAGCUAAAAACACACGCUCUAUAGUUAAUAAAAUAAUGGUUUAAAUUUGCGCCAAAUUAGGAGGAGUUCCAUGGGCAAUUGAUAAAUUACCUAAACUCUUUUAAUAAUAGCACACGAUGAUCUGUGCAGCUGAAUGUUACGAUAGAUUACAUCAAAUUAAACAUUUAGCUUUCUGUUCAACUGUUGAUAAAAAUAUGACUAAAUAUCAUAGUCAAAUAUUAAAAGGGGCUGACUAUAAAGGAGACAAUUUAAAGAAGAGUUUAAUUACUGCCAUGGAAGUUUACAAAGAAAAAAAUAAUGUUUUUCCACAAAUAAUCAUUAUUUACAGAGAUGGUGUUUCUGAUGGUCAAAUCCCUGUGGUUCUUGGAGAUGAAUUUCCUCAAUAUGAUUAAGCAAUCAAAUAGAUAAAUCCUUAAAGUAAAUUGGUGCUUGUAGUCUGCAAUAAAAGAGUAGCAGGAAAGUUCUAUCAAGCUGGACAUAGACCUGAUAAUCCUGCUUCAGGAACGAUUGUUGAUACCAAGGAGAUUUGCGAAGGAUAACAACCUAACUUUUAUUUGAUCUCCCAAAUUACUAGAUAAGGCACAUCUCAACCUACACUUUAUAAGAUAUUGCAUUCAGAUAUACCUAAUAUUGAAAAUGAUAUCAAAGUACUUACCUACAAAUUGUGUUGGUUGUAUUACAAUUUUGCUGGUCCUAUAAAGAUUCCUGCUCCUGUUAGAUAUGCUCAUUGUUUGGGUGAAUUUAUUGGUUCUAGAUACUAAAGAAAUGAUAAGGAUCCCUUUGUUCCUGUAGAAGAAUUAGUUAAAAAAGGAGUAUUAUUUUACAUUUGA
Molecule: messenger RNA, 2292 nt
Organism: Paramecium tetraurelia
Lineage: Eukaryota; Ciliophora; Oligohymenophorea; Peniculida; Parameciidae
Exons: 2
Biological process (GO): regulatory ncRNA-mediated gene silencing
Cellular component (GO): P granule
Molecular function (GO): protein binding; piRNA binding
Source: RefSeq, a predicted model, not a curated record